Molecule: messenger RNA, 1485 nt
Organism: Magnolia sinica
Lineage: Eukaryota; Viridiplantae; Streptophyta; Magnoliopsida; Magnoliales; Magnoliaceae
Product: cytochrome c1-2, heme protein, mitochondrial
Exons: 8
Coding region: 264-1199 (311 amino acids)
Biological process (GO): mitochondrial electron transport, ubiquinol to cytochrome c
Molecular function (GO): heme binding; electron transfer activity
Source: RefSeq, a predicted model, not a curated record
GUAUCAUCCAUCGCACCGCCAGAGUAUCGAGGUUUUUUCUCAUCACCAGAGAGUGUGUAUCCAGCUGCAAGCUCGGCGGCUCUUUCCCGGUCUUUCCGCAAAAUUACCAAGCUACCCUUCCCGUCACCUCGUCUACCCGAACAUUAGUAUUCUCUCUUGCGGAUCGGAAAUUCGUUUUCUAGGAUUCUCUUUUCAUCUCCUCCACCGAUCCCAACCAGAGUAAUUCCGUGCGUUUUCUUCUUUUCACGGAGAAAUCGAUCCAAAUGGCUUCCGGAAGAGCUAUUAGUCAGCGUCUGUGGAGAAGAUUUCAGUCACGAUCUACUACUGCAGCUCCUGUAGUGUCAUCAUUUCUGUCGAAGCAGGAUCAAGAUGGUUUUGGCUCUGCUGGCAUGAAAUCCCUAAGAGCGUUGGCACUCCUUGGAGCAGGUGUUUCUGGUCUUCUGAGUUUUGCCAGCAUAGCAUCUGCUGAUGAAGCAGAGCAUGGCUUAGCUUGUCCAAACUAUCCUUGGCCCCACAGCGGCAUUCUCAGUUCCUAUGACCACGCAUCGAUUCGGCGCGGUCACCAAGUUUACCAACAAGUUUGUGCAUCUUGUCACUCGAUGUCUCUGAUUUCAUAUCGAGAUCUUGUUGGUGUGGCAUAUACGGAGGAGGAGACAAAGGCUAUGGCAGCUGAGAUUGAAGUGGUUGACGGGCCUAAUGAUGAAGGUGAGAUGUUUACCCGUCCUGGUAAGUUAAGUGAUCGUUUCCCUCAGCCCUAUUCGAACGAACAGGCAGCAAGGUUUGCUAAUGGAGGGGCAUAUCCUCCUGAUCUAAGCCUCAUUACAAAGGCCCGACACAAUGGUCAGAACUAUGUGUUCGCUCUCCUCACUGGCUACCGUGAUCCUCCUGCUGGUGUUUCGAUUCGAGAAGGGUUGCAUUACAACCCCUACUUUCCUGGCGGUGCAAUAGCAAUGCCCAAAAUGCUUAUUGAUGGUGCUGUUGAGUAUGAAGAUGGUACUCCUGCAACUGAAGCCCAGAUGGGCAAAGAUGUGGUGGCAUUUUUGUCAUGGGCAGCAGAACCAGAGAUGGAAGAGAGGAAACUGAUGGGUUUCAAAUGGAUAUUUGUUCUGUCACUUGCUCUUCUCCAAGCUGCAUAUUACCGGCGCUUGAGGUGGUCUGUUCUCAAGUCACGGAAACUGGUUCUUGAUGUUGUCAACUAGCCCCUGCUUUCUAUUAUAAAGUUUAUGUGCACGCAAGGAUUCAAACAGAAAAAUAAGCGCAUGAUUUGGGAGUAUAUUGCUGUCAUAAACGUGACAUUGUUUAGGCAGGCAAUGGCAGAUGCAACGAGAUGCUCCCAUUUCAAGUUUUUCUUUUUUCUUUUCUUUUUUGAGAGAGCAAAAUGCUACUCAGAUUUUUGUUUCCUUAUUUCUUGAAUGCUCAAUUUUUUAAAGUCAUUGAUGCAUCGUCUUCUAAUAUUAAAGAUGGAUUCAUUUUUAUUGAACUUCA